Sphaeramia orbicularis (orbiculate cardinalfish) is the source of this 1245-nucleotide messenger RNA. It is a transcript of the gene enkur, whose product is annotated as enkurin, TRPC channel interacting protein. Gene Ontology annotation, cellular component: acrosomal vesicle; axonemal microtubule. Gene Ontology annotation, molecular function: calmodulin binding. The transcript is spliced from 5 exons. Lineage: Eukaryota; Metazoa; Chordata; Actinopteri; Kurtiformes; Apogonidae. The record is from RefSeq and is a predicted model, not a curated record. Bases 100 to 870 code for a protein of 256 amino acids.
GGUAGUAAACAAAUCCAGGAGUUUUUCGGUCACACAAGCUCGGCCAGUUUUCAUCGUUUACCAGCUAAACUUUGAGAAUUGUUCCUUGGAAAGUUUAACAUGAGUUCAUUCAACACGUUUGAAGUUGUACAUCCACAAGAACGCAUCUACAAUCUCAUACCGAGGGAAGAAGUACACAUAGAAAAGUCGCAAAGGUUUAGGCCAACAGUUGUUCGUGAGAAAAAAAUAACAAAUCCUACAAUGAAGACCAUGGGCCCAGCGAAAGUGGAGGUGCCAUCUCCAGACAAAUACCUCAAGAAACAUUCCAAAGAGCCGAAACUCCCUGAAAGUGAGUUGCUUUCCUGUACCAGGUCGUAUCCACGUUUUGAGAAGCCACCUGUUCCCACGAGAACAGAUCAUCCAACAAUGGGCAUUCACACCAAGAGAGACUUUAUAAGGACAACCACAGUGGUCCCAAAGAAGCCUCAACCUAUCAGCGUAGACACUAACAGAGGACACAAGCAGCCCCUAGAAAACUCUGGUCUUGUCCCUAAGUACAUAAAGAAGAAGGAUUAUGGAGAAGUGCCUGUGUAUUUGCAACAGCGCAAUGAAGAACAGCAGCGAGCUCAGGAGGCGUAUGACAGCUAUGUGAGAGAACAGAAGGAGCAGGGAGCCAUGAAACAACUGUCUGAUGAGGAACGGCAAUCCAUCCUGGAGAGACUGAAGGCAAACUGGGAUAAGCUGCAUCACGAGUACCAGAGUCUAUCGCUUGUCACAGACAUGUUGUCAAAGAAGGCUCACAAAGAGCGACUCGAAGCGGCAAUGAAGCAGCUGGAGACUGACAUCGAGUUCUUCGAGAGGUUCAAAAUACUCUACGUUCCCAAUAAAUAGGUCAUGAAACCUCCUGGACCUUGGUCAAGUGGUGUGACGACGACUAUACUGUACUAUACUGUACAAAGUGGAAGGACAUUGAGAAGGCAGUGGCAGAUAUUCCAACCCAGGCCUUGAUUAGCAACAUUAAAUUAAUGAAGUCACUACAAAACAUGAUUGACCCGAUAAGUUUGCACACAUUGAAUAUGGUUUGAUUGAUCAAGCAACACAAAUUAGAGAGAAAUUUAAAAUGGCUAAGUUGGUUGUAUAUGAUGAUAGAUUUAAACCCAAACUUUAGUGACCAUAAUCAGGGACUGGGAUAGGAAAGGGCUCCAGUCAUGUGUAAAUUAACAACAGAAUGGGAGGGUAAUGAACUUCUAAGAGUUAAAAAUGAGA